This is a messenger RNA of Mus musculus (house mouse), 2141 nucleotides long. RefSeq names its product ubiquitin-conjugating enzyme E2F (putative) (gene Ube2f). The transcript has 11 exons. The coding region runs from base 418 to 975 and encodes 185 amino acids. NCBI's taxonomy places the organism in Eukaryota, Metazoa, Chordata, Mammalia, Rodentia, Muridae. Gene Ontology annotation, biological process: protein neddylation. Gene Ontology annotation, molecular function: NEDD8 conjugating enzyme activity. The record is from RefSeq and is marked validated.
GCCGAGGCGGACCCCGUGCCGCCGCCCGCAAGGUCACGGUGCGGAGCUCGGGCCGUCCGGGAGGCCGAGGCCGAGGCCGCGGCGGGGAGGCCGCUGCCCCUGAAGGGAAGCGGGAGGUGGACGCGGCCCGCCACGGCGACGGCGGGGAGGAGGGGCGGCCGGCCCGCCUGGCCCGGUUCGGUCCCUGACCCGGUUCCGCGGCGUGUCACCCGGGGUGUGGCCUUCUCCUCGGCCGGCUCAGUUUCCUCCGUCUCCGGUGGGCAUUGGACCCACUCCUCGGCGCUGCCGGGAGGUUACAGCCUGAGAGCCUGAAACUCACACGGUCUGGAAGCAACCCGGGAAGAGUCCAGUUUGGGUGUCUGGAGACAUGGCCCUUAACCCUGCUCUUGCCUGUCUUCCAGAAGAAAGGUGGCAGGAAUGCUAACGCUGGCAAGCAAGUUGAAGCGGGAUGAUGGUCUCAAAGGAUCCCGGACAUCAGCCUCCACAUCUGACUCUACCCGGAGGGUUUCUGUGAGAGACAAGUUGCUUGUUAAAGAGGUUGCAGAACUUGAAGCUAAUUUACCUUGUACAUGUAAAGUACAUUUUCCUGAUCCAAACAAGCUUCAUUGCUUUCAGCUGACUGUAAGCCCAGAUGAGGGUUACUACCAGGGUGGAAAAUUUCAGUUUGAAACUGAAGUUCCCGAUGCCUACAACAUGGUGCCUCCCAAGGUGAAAUGCUUGACUAAAAUCUGGCACCCCAACAUCACAGAAACGGGGGAAAUAUGUCUAAGUUUACUAAGAGAACAUUCAAUUGAUGGCACUGGCUGGGCUCCCACUAGAACAUUAAAGGAUGUUGUUUGGGGAUUAAACUCUUUAUUUACCGAUCUCUUGAAUUUUGAUGAUCCACUGAAUAUUGAAGCUGCAGAACAUCAUUUGCGGGACAAGGAGGAUUUUCGGGACAAAGUGGAUGAAUACAUCAAACGCUAUGCCAGAUGAUAAGAGGAGAGAUCGCAGGUCUGAGGACUUUGUCACAGUUGUCUCUGAUGUGAAACAGCUCGAGGUAGCCCUCCUCCCCAUCCUCAUACUCCCUGUCAGCCCCUUGGGAUUGUCCCAGUCCUGCGACCAUGCUGUCCUGAAGAAGACCCUCCUGACUGCCCACUAUAGGUGGCGAACAACAUAAUACAGCAAGAAAGUGUGUCUGGGCCUCAAGAGAGUUGUCUGCUUCCCUUAACAUGUUUACUGAAACUACUGUCUAGGCUGUCUGGUGGAAUCCCUCUGAAGUUGUAAUGAACUCACCACUGAGGAUAUAGCGCUUGCUUCCUUUCCCCCAACAAUCGGUGUCCUGCACAAGUGGUGUAAUGACAUGUUCCAUGUGACUGGCAGAUUGGCAAUAAGAAACCCGCUAUAAACUGUGAUUGGAUGCACACUCUCUUAGCUUCUUCCACGAAUGUUGACCCUACCUAGAUGUGAAGCUUCCCAGAAUGCAUAGUCAUUCACUGUAGAUCUUACUGAAAUGCGUAUUUUAUUUAAUGUAAGUAUAUUUUGGAACAGAUUUGUAAUUUGUACAAUUUGAUGCUUUAAUUAUUUUUUCUAUUCUUAUUUACUUUGUAUUCAUUGUAUAGAGCAAACACAAAGACAUUGAGUCAAGAAACUACUGAAGAGAAAUACAAAGAGACCAUGCUAGGCACAUAAUUCAGUUUCUCCAGACGCAGCAGUAGUCUGGCUCCUAGACAGCAGCUCUUCCUUCAGGUCUACAUGUGGAUGUCUUAGAGCCUUAGAACCUACACCUGGACGAUCAGAACCAAAGGCAGGGAGGCUUCCCUCGAUUGCUACCCAGACACAGCAGGCUAGGGCUCUCUAAGCAAGGCUGGUAGGUGAUUAUGCCAUGGUCAUAGCAUGAGCCAGGGCUCCUUAACAGACUCUGUCAUUGCCAUCCUGCCUGGGGAGUCAGCCCAGUCUAAGACUCUGCCACAACUCCAUUAUGACUGUCUUCCAAUUUGCCAGUGGUUCCAAGAGGGGGAGUUUCAUAGCUGCAGCAUACGCCAUAAUCAGGGUAGUCACUUCAGGGUCAGCCCUGGAGAGACAGGUGGGCUUAUUCUGGCUUUAGACAUCUGAACCAGUGAAAUCUAAUGCAAAAUAAAUGCAUGUCUGGUUUUACUCAC